AUGGAAAAUGGAGAUUCGAUACAGAUUUCUUUACUUUCUGCUCCUACCUUAUAUGAACAUAAAUCAACUUCACAGAAUCAUUGGGAUGUUAUUUCAGAAUGGAGUAGAUUAUCAGAGGGUAGAGAUGGAACUCGGGAUUCUCAACAGGAAAAUAUCGGAGAAGUUGAAAACGAUCAUGACCACCUUAUCUCGAAAGGGGGGAAAUAUUUACAAGUACAAGAUGAUGUUCGAGAAACAGGACGAAAAACAGAACUAAAAUUCCCACAAUUCAGAAGAGGUAUACGCAAUAUAAUGUUUCAAAGGAGGAAAAUUGUCACUUGUAUUAUUAUUUUCAGCCUGGUGCUCCUCUCUCUUAUUCCAAGUUCCGCCGUCGAUCUCCUAGAAUACGGUCAAUAUCUUUUCGAGGACUUGCUUAUACUUUUAAUUUUCUUAAUCGAUGGAUUGUGA
This is a messenger RNA of Sclerotinia sclerotiorum 1980 UF-70, 447 nucleotides long. RefSeq lists its product with no specific name. NCBI's taxonomy places the organism in Eukaryota, Fungi, Ascomycota, Leotiomycetes, Helotiales, Sclerotiniaceae. The transcript has a single exon. The coding region runs from base 1 to 447 and encodes 148 amino acids. The record is from RefSeq and is a predicted model, not a curated record.